Molecule: messenger RNA, 900 nt
Organism: Brassica oleracea var. oleracea
Lineage: Eukaryota; Viridiplantae; Streptophyta; Magnoliopsida; Brassicales; Brassicaceae
Product: NAC transcription factor 25-like
Exons: 3
Coding region: 134-691 (185 amino acids)
Biological process (GO): regulation of DNA-templated transcription; system development
Molecular function (GO): DNA binding
Source: RefSeq, a predicted model, not a curated record
AUCAUCUUCUCUAUAAUAUCUACUCUCCCCAUAUUUAACCUUCUUCUACACACACACACACACACACACACGCACGCAACCACAUCUAUGUGUAUGUACAUGUGAACUAGUACUAAGAUCAAUAUCGUUAUAAAUGAAUCUACCACCGGGAUUCAGGUUUUUUCCAACGGAUGAAGAGCUCGUCGUCCACUUCCUCCACCGCAAAGCUUCACUCUUGCCUUGUCAUCCUGACGUCAUCCCAGACCUUGAUCUUUACCCUUACGAUCCUUGGGACCUUCCCGGGAAAGCACUGCAAGAAGGGAGGCAAUGGUACUUCUAUAGUAGAAAGACACAAGAAAGAGUGACAAGCAAUGGAUAUUGGGGAUCAAUGGGAAUAGACGAGCCAAUCUUCACAAGCUCCACACACAAGAAAGUGGGCAUAAAAAACUAUCUAACGUUCUAUCUCGGAGAUUCUCAGACUAACUGGGUCAUGCAAGAAUAUUCCCUUCCAGAUUCCUCUAGUCGAUCUUCUAAGAGAUCAAACCAUGGUUCUACUAGUUCUACACAUAAACCCGAUUAUAGCAAGUGGGUGAUAUGCAGAGUGUAUGAACAAAACUGCAGCGAUGAAGAAGAUGAUGAUGGGGCAGAACUCUCAUGUUUGGAUGAAGUGUUCUUGUCUUUAGAUGAUCUCGACGAAGUAAGCUUACCGUAAUAAAGAUAAAAGCACCCAAAAAGAAAAGGUUUAGUGGGAAAUUAUUUCUAUAAUCUCUGUACCGUAGAAGGAAAAGGAGAAUGACAUCAUUCUUACAAGUUAUAUGUUGUACGAUAACCAUCUCCAAUUUGCAAGCAAACAGAAGCAAAAAAAAAGAAGCUCUAGUCUUGUUGUAUUUUUUACAUUUAAAUAUAUAUUUUAAUACUGAA